UGUACACACAUUACCAUGCCCUAAUGUUGCAACAGUGCAACACUGGAGCUGAGGCCACUGAGUUUGUUCCUCGGCCUCGUAUUUUGUUAGUGGAGUGAAAGGAUGUUUUUACUUUAUAGCAUUACUGCAGAACGACAAUAGUGAACUCAUAAAUGAGCUACUACCUGGCUCCUUCUGCUGUGUGUUGCCUAAGUUCUGAGAUAACAGAAAAACGAGUACGCUACGAUACACUUUUAAUUAUUUCCAGCUCAGAUUUCUUGAACGCUUGACAGGGACUUUUUACUGUCAACUUAGAAGUUUUUCCACCGAAAAAAUAACAAUGCAGGGACUUAUAAAUAUCAGUCAAUAAAUGGGGGAAAGGAGUUGACGUACCGUGGGAGGAGUACACGAACGCACCACCAGACCUCACGGCUGUCAUGGCGUCUCCCUUGAAGGGGGUUUGGUACUAGAGAAAGUAGUGGAUGCCAUUUUUCAUUUUCUCUGCCGAGAAGAGCAGCUAACCCCGAUUGAAGAGGCUUUUAGGAUCGGGUACUCACCAUGGGUACUGUCCAUGCCAAGAGUCUGGAUCCUCUCCCGAUGCAUGGCCGAGACUGGGGCAUCAACCCUGAUGACUUGGUGGAGACUCCAGAACCAGAGCAGGAGGCCAAGCAGGAGAUCCUCGAAAACAAAGAUGUGGUUGUCCAACACGUAAACAUCCAGGGUCUUGGAAGAACUAAAGAGGAUCUUCUUGGCUAUGAGAUCUCUGAUGUCUUUCAUGCCAAAAACCUCAUUGAUGUGAUGAAGAAAGCUCACGUUGCCAGACAGAAGUUGCUUCGCCUGGGAAUCUUCAAUGAGGUGGAGGUUCUUAUCGAUACAUCUGAAGGUGCAGACGCUUUGCCCAAUGGUCUAGAUGUAACUUUUGAGGUGAUAGAGAUCAAGAGACUGACAGGAAGCUACAACACCAUGGUUGGCAACAAUGAAGGAAGCAUGGUAUUGGGUCUGAAACUACCCAACAUGUUCGGUCGAGCUGAGAAACUUACCUUCCAGUUCUCCUAUGGGACCAAGGAGACGUCCUACGGUCUGUCUUUCUUCAAGCCCCAGCCUGGACACUUUGAGCGCAACUUCACUCUCAACAUGUACAAAGUCACGGGUCAGUUCCCAUGGAGCUCCUUAAAAGAGACUGACAGAGGCAUGUCCGCCGAACUAAAUUUUCCUCUCGGGGUGACCAACCACACGCUGAAGUGGGAGGGUGUAUGGAGGGAGCUGGGCUGCCUGGCACGCAGCGCUUCCUUCGCCGUGCGGGAGGAGAGUGGACACUCUCUUAAAUCUGCACUCUUGCACACCAUGUCAGUUGAUUCAAGGAAUUCUGCCAUUUUCCCCAGCAGAGGUGCCUUAGUCCGGAUCAACCAGGAGCUGGCUGGGUACACAGGAGGAGACGCCUGCUUCUUGAAAGAGGAUUUUGAGCUACAGUUCAACAGACGGCUCUUCUGGGACUCGGUCUUGUCUGCUUCUCUGUGGGGUGGAAUGCUUUAUCCCAUUGGAGGACAACCGUCCUGCAUCGCUGAUAGGUUCUACCUUGGAGGUCCCACCAGUGUACGAGGAUUUGGGAUGUACAGUAUCGGGCCACAAAGUGAAGGUGAUUAUUUGGGUGGAGAGGCGUACUGGGCAGGUGGCCUGCACUUCUACACCCCUCUGCCCUUCAGACCAGGCAAGGGCGGUUUCGGAGACCUUUUCAGGACACAUUUCUUUCUCAAUGCUGGCAACCUCUGUAACCUCAACUAUGGUGAUGGUCCCCGGGCACACCUUCAGAAGCUAGCUGAGUGUAUUCGCUGGUCAUACGGAGCGGGCAUCGUGCUGCGGCUUGGAAACAUCGCCAGACUGGAGCUCAACUACUGUGUACCCAUGGGAGUUCAGAGUGUAGACCGGAUAUGUGAUGGUGUCCAGUUUGGAGCUGGAAUUCGCUUCCUGUAACCUCAUCACUACACUGAUCUCAGUCCUCCAGCAGAGGCUGUGCUGUGAAAAGGGAGAACGUCUUGUUGUUUGUCACCUGUAAUUUGUUGUAGAAUAUGUAAUACUAGCAUGAGAAAUGUGCCCGAGCCCCCCCAACCCUCAUUUGAUACACCCUGCUUUGAAAGACAAAGUUCCAGUGCUGGGCUGUACGACUAGUGCAGAUUUUUACAAACUGAACUGAGUCGAAAAGUAACCAGAUAAAAGAUUUCUUUAGCAGCAAGCAUAAGACAUGAAAACAACUAUGGCUAAAAUACAAUUAUAAUGCAUCCUUUACAAAUUCUAAGCAUAUCAGUAGUUCUUCUCUUCAGUAGACUAUUGAAAUAUGGCUUUGCUAAUUUGAUUAACUGUUUAACUCCUUGUUUUGAACUCUCCAGCACUGGUGCAAUGUCUGUGGAAAAGUGAUCUUACAUUGAUUUCACCCACUGUUCCUAUGGUGACACAAAGUAAAUUAUUUACCUGAAUUUUAAAGAUAUUUUGGGCACGUUCCCUGUUUGCCUUCCAGGACUGCUUCUUAUCCAGGAGAAAAAAUAAUUUUGUUUGAGAGUUUAAUGUACACCACGCACUCUUCUGACCUGACGAGUUUGGUUGAGUUGUUCUGUGUGGUUGCCUGAUUGCACUAGCAGCGAGGCAAUGAACCAAGAGAAAUCAGCACCUUUUUAAUCCAAACAGCAGUGUAGGAAAGGAAUGGACCCUCUUGCCAGAGUAGAUUGUUCAAAGAUUGUUGUCUGAUGCGAAGAACGGCGGGUUGAUGUUCAUCUUCUGAGCAGGCAGCAGAGGUGGGACCCCCCCACGCCCAAGCAACAUCCACCACCAGUGCUCUUACCUGUAGUUCUGUUUUUGAUGUUGUUGAAGCUCUUCACAAAUAAAUCACAGUUGCUCCCCCUA
Messenger RNA from Xiphias gladius (swordfish), 2874 nucleotides. It is a transcript of the gene samm50l, whose product is annotated as sorting and assembly machinery component 50 homolog, like. The record is from RefSeq and is a predicted model, not a curated record. Gene Ontology annotation, biological process: mitochondrial respiratory chain complex assembly; protein insertion into mitochondrial outer membrane. Bases 538 to 1950 code for a protein of 470 amino acids. Gene Ontology annotation, cellular component: SAM complex; outer membrane. NCBI's taxonomy places the organism in Eukaryota, Metazoa, Chordata, Actinopteri, Istiophoriformes, Xiphiidae. The transcript is spliced from 15 exons.